This is a messenger RNA of Pterocles gutturalis (yellow-throated sandgrouse), 464 nucleotides long. Its product is annotated as collagen alpha-1(IX) chain-like. The transcript is spliced from 4 exons. The record is from RefSeq and is a predicted model, not a curated record. The annotation marks the transcript as partial. Lineage: Eukaryota; Metazoa; Chordata; Aves; Pterocliformes; Pteroclidae.
ACCCAGCAGCCUGCACCUCCCUCCUUGCCGGGUCCUGCUGGGGCAGGAGGAGCUGUCUGCGCCCAUUGCCGCUCCCUUCUGCAGGACUCAUGAGAGGGAUGCAGAGAGUGUGACUGCAGGCACCACGCAUUCACAUGAGAGAAGUGAAGAAAGCCAUCAGUGAAGAUGAAAAGCAACUGGAAAAUUACAGUUUUUGUUUACGUGUGUAGUUUUCUGUGGUCUUUCAUCUCAGCCACCAUUCAGCAACAAUCAAGACUACCAGUCAUUCUGGGUGCCAGCCAGAGAAUUGAUCUCUGCCCAACAAUCAGGAUUGGCCAAGAUGACUUACCAGGCUUUGACCUGAUUUCUCAGUUCCAAAUAGAAAAAGCUGCUUCCCAAGGAAUUAUCCAGAGAGUAGUGGGCUCCACUUCUCUACAAGUGGCUUAUAAAUUGGGACCCAAUGUAGACUUCAGGAUCCCAACCAG